Molecule: messenger RNA, 3591 nt
Organism: Phymastichus coffea
Lineage: Eukaryota; Metazoa; Arthropoda; Insecta; Hymenoptera; Eulophidae
Exons: 4
Molecular function (GO): transcription coactivator activity; chromatin DNA binding
Source: RefSeq, a predicted model, not a curated record
UCGAGCGGCACGCGCUCCCCGUCGCAGCGAGUGCGCGAACGCCGCUCACGGCUUAUCGGCAGACGCGCCGAGGCUCCGCUUCUGUGCCCCGCGCGCGCAUCGUCCCCGCGCGAGAGCGGUGGACCAGGCCCGACGGGCCGCGACGAGGAGCGAGCGCGCGCGCGCCCCGGCAGCGGCAGGUGGUGGCUGGUGCGUGCGCUGGGCGAUCGAUAGGCGAGCCACGAGUGUGCGUGCGCGGGUGUGCGUGUGUGUGUGUGUGUGCACGCGAGGGAGAGAGCGUGGGAGGGCGAAAACAUCCCAGACGCCGAGGCAGCGCUCGAGGGAGCUUGCAAGCUCGGCGCGGAGGGAGCGCGCGCGAGCGAGCGAUGAGGCGCUCGCCAGGCUCGAGCGGCCACCUCGAUCGACUCGUCCCCCGCAGCCAGUGACAAUGCCGUCCUCGUCGGUCACCUAGGCGCUCGCCGAGAGUGCGCGCUCGCUCGUUGUCUCGGGUUGGCUGCUGGCGGCGCGAGUGCGAGUGCGCGUCGGGAUGAAGGAGCACAAGGAGGCCAAGUCGGGCCCGCGGGAGGAGGUCGGCGGCGGCGGCGGCGGCGGCGGCGGUAGCCAGCCGGCCAAGGCGCUCAAGAGCCUGCUGAAGAAGCCCGGCGAGCGGCGGGCCAAGGGCCCGAAGAACCGCGUGGUGAUCAACGAAAAGAUGAACGAGUUCUUCGCCGCCGACUACAUUAUCCUGAUCAAGGAGGAGUGCUGCGCCGAGUACGAGGAGGAGUGCGACUGCUGCUGCCAAGAGCACGAGAUGAUCCGGCUGGGCAACUGCAAGGAGUGCCGCGCCGAGCUGAACCUGCGCUUCAACGACGAGGACCUCGACUCGGAGGAGCUGGACUCGGACGAGGCGGACGACGACGAGCACGACCACACCAUGUGCGGCCGCGACGCCGCGGCCAUGGUCGAGGUGGACAAGGACAAGCCGCUCACGCCGGCCAGGCGCCAGCAGCAGCGCGAGACGCUCAGCCCGCCCGAGGGCUACAAGGACUUGUGCGUGGCCGCCCAGGCGCAGCAGGAGCUCGACGACCGGGAGGAGACCUGCGCAGAGUGCGACUUCUACCAGCGGCAAGCAGAGGCAGCGGCGGCGGCGACGGCAGCGUCGAACAGCACCGCGAGCGGCGGCGAUGCGGCGGCGAGUAACGACGAGAAGGCCGGCCCCAAGCAGCACAACGCUCGCGGAGAAGAGCAGCAGCAGCAGCAGCAGCAGCAGCAGCAGGCCAACGGCGCGCAACCCACGAUCGAUCAUGCCCAGCAGACGACACCAGAUGUUCAGCAGCGAUACCUCGUGGAGACGAUAACAAUGACGACGGUGACCGAGCGUCGCAUCGUUCGCGAGAUCUCCGAAGAGGAAAGUCGACCAGCCAACAAUAACGCGUCAAUCGACGAAGCAGAUCACCCAGCGAUCGACGCCUCUCAAAAUGACACUCCGAAGAACGGCGAAUUAAAGUCCGACGGUGAGAAGCCCGCCGAGUUGAGCCUGGCGUUCAAGCUGGCAUCGAAUAGCUUGAAGCCCAACUCGGCGGUGCGACAAUUAUUCCCAGAUCCGCGUUUCAUCUCACCGCCACCUGCACCGGUGAAAAGCGUAUCAUUCGAUUUGGACGAUUCCGGUAUGGACAACGGGGAAGGCCAAAAAUUGUCGAAUGGUUUGAGGAUGUUGGAUGCGGCGGGCGACGCGUCGAUCAAACGAACCAUCGAGAGAAAUGCCUUGAGAAGGAGCCUCUGCAAGUACGACACUGGUAGUUUGAAGAAAAAGAGCUUGAAGAGUAAGGAUCUGUCGCUCGAGGAGAGAAUACGACAACUGACGUGCGUCGACGAUGAAGAGGACGCCGCCGAUACGAGCACAUCCGAGAAUAAUAAUUCCGGCAAAGUCAUCACCAAUCACCAUCACAAUAACAACAACAGUCUUGGAAUUAAUGGACUGAUGUCGGGAAAAACGCUGGACGAAGGCGAGGAUCGUCUACUGAUGCCGAUGCACCAGCUACCAGCCAGGACUUCGCCUUCGGGCGAAGAACGACCAAAGGGUCACGUUGUCCAGUCGCAUCAUCAUCAUCACAACUCGGCGUACAAGAAGAUCACCGAGCUGUUCGGCCCGAAGAAGAACGCCUCUAACGUGGAACUGAACCUUCCGGACAUCGGCCUGGGUGCCAAACAAGCCAUGGCUAUGAAGUCAAGUCAGAAACUGAGUUCCGAGGCGAGGAAGCAGUUCCUUGCGAGCUUAGCUCCACUUUCGUGCGUCGCGUCGAGCGGAGUCGACGGAAGGGAUGAUUACUACAGAAUGCCCUCGAAAGCCGGCGACAGGAACUCCGUGGGUUACAAUUCCGACUCUUCGUACAGUUUGGAAGACAUCGAAGAUGCCCUGCAAGAAGGCAUAGCUGCACCACCCGACGUGACCAGAGGCACGCCAACGUCGGUGGGCCCGUCGCUCGACUCGUUUGGCCAGGACGCCAGCGACGAAUUAUUGGCGUUCGUCGAGCAAGAGAAGACGAGAACCGAGCGCAUCAAGAGGCGGUACGACGUCGACGAGAAGAGGAGCGACAACAACGACAGCUCGAAGAAUUCCAUCGCAGCCGAGGAGGAGGAGGACGAGGAUGACGAGUUGAACGAUUACGGAUUCAACCGACGGCCGUCCGUGCGCGGUAUCAAAGCCCAAUUCGAGACGACCAACGAAAUCGUCCGACAGCUUCGAACUCGCAGCGCAGCUGCGACUUCGCUACCAGAAGCAUGUCGACUGAAUUUCCCGUCGGCGCCGGCGACAGCGACGGCGAUCGAUGACGACGCGGCGUCCUCCUCCUCCGACAUGUACCACCUGCCGUACGCUGCCGACCCGAGCACGGUGUCGCGCAUCAACAGCAUGCAAAAGCAAAUCAACGAGAUCUACCAGAGCAUCACGGAGGGUGGCGUCAAUCUUCUCGAGGCAGCGCGACCCGCGACCUCGUUGUCGUACCUCGAGAGUACGCUGCCGCGCGCGAUGAUACCGCAGGACCAUCGGCACAACGGUACCUUGAGAAUGCUGAGGAUGACCGGCGGUGGCGAUGGAACAACUGCGCCACUGGGCGUCUACAGCACGCUACCGAAGCCGCACAGGCAUCCAGCUGGCUACUCCUACGUGCCAGCUGCUAAUCCCGCGGUGGCCGCCGCUGCCGCGGUGGCCGGAGCCAAGUGUUAUCGUACCAUGUACUUCGUGCCGUAUAACGGGAUGACUGAUCCAACUUAUCAGAAUAUACAGAGGAUACUCCCGCCGCACAAUUCCAGCCCGACGAAUUAUGCCGAUCACGUCGAGAGGUAUCCUUAUCUGAGAAACGGCAGGAUCGAGCAAGGACAACCGCAGCCGAAAUAUUACGUCAGGCCCGCUUCGAUACCCAACUCCCAGGUCGGAGCGCUUCACCUUCACCUCCACCAAACGGAAGAAUUUCGACUGCAGCAGCAUCCACAACAGCAGCAGCAGCAGCAGCAGCACCACCAACACCAGCAGCAGCAGCAGCAGCAACAGCAACAGCAGCAGCAGCAGCAGCAGCAGCAGCAGCAGAUGUCACAACAAAUACCAGUUGUUCC